Molecule: messenger RNA, 1761 nt
Organism: Scutellospora calospora
Lineage: Eukaryota; Fungi; Glomeromycota; Glomeromycetes; Diversisporales; Gigasporaceae
Source: the annotation of a GenBank genome assembly
AUGAACCUUGAACAAUUGUCUAAAAAUAAUAACUGUAAUGAUAAAGUUGGAACUAGCUAUGACAUUAAUAUUAGUAAUGGCUAUGACAACGAUUCCUUUAAUCUUCUUAAUAGUAGUUGCAACAUGAUUUUACCUGAACAAGCAACAUUGGAUAGUAAUAAUAUAAUUACAAUAGAUAACGAUUCCCUUAAACUUUUUAAUAAUCACCGUAACAUAAUUUUACCUGAACAAGCACCUUUAGCUAUUGAUAUUAUGGUUAUAAUAGAUGAUGAUUCCAUUGACCUUUUUAAUAGUAGCCAUAAUAUAAUUUUAUCUGAACAAGUAUCUUCAACUAGUAAUAAUGCAGUUAUAGUAGAUGAUAAUUCCUUCAACCUUUUUAAUGGUAGCCAUAACAUAAUUUUAUCUGAACAAGCAUCUUCAACUAAUAAUAAUCAUGUUAUAGUCCUUGAACACAAUCACCUUUUGGAUUUUGCUGCUGUUAUAUUUGAUUUUGGCCACUAUAGGUUAAGCAGCAAUGAAAGUAUACAUAUACAAAUGCUCUAUAAUAGUAGUGUACUAGUGUCGACAAUUGUAAAUAUGUUAACUAUACAGUAUAGUAGAUACAUUCAUAAUAAGGAUAUUUAUAAUUCUUUAAGUCAUCAUUCCUAUGAUUAUGUGAAAGGUUUGUCUCAAACCACAGAACUAUUAAAUAACCUAAACAAUAAUAAUGAAUAUCAGGUUACUUAUUCAGUCAAUAAUGACAAACUACAUUAUUUAUUUUUCACUACCCGUUCAGCACUUUCUAUGUUUAAGCAUUAUCCAGAGAUUCUAUCAAUUGAUUCCACAUAUAAAAUGAAUCAAUUUGGAAUGCCACUUUUGCUUGUCACUGGUGUUGAUAUGAUAGGCAUUACAUUUUUUAUAGACAAGACUUUUUACGAUAUACAAACAGUUAUAACUGAUGCAGAUUGUGCACUUAUUUCUAAUUUAAUUGGCAAGUUUAAAAACAAAUUUACAGCAUUUAGCAAAGAUUUUAAGGUAGUGAUGUUUGAAACUACGGAGAAGCAAUUUAAUGUUCGAUGGGAUUGUUUAUUAUCUGAAUAUCCUGAGGAAGUUUCAGUGGUUAUAUCAGAUUUUGUAUAUGUAUUAUUAUUAGAGCAAUACAACGUGGUUAAUACUUAUGAUAUUAAAAAACAAGAUAAUAGUUUUGUCCAGGUCUAUCGUGCUUGUUGGGUUAUUGCAUCAGCAGGAUUUACAACAUCUAAAGAACAAAAUAAUUUUAUUAACAAUUUUAACAAUUUUAAUAAAUCUACUACUGAAUUAGCUAACGAAUCUACUACUGAAUCUACUAUUGAAUCUAUUACCGAUUUUAUUACUGAAUCUACUCUUGAAUCUACUACUGAAUCUACCACUAAAUUUAAUGAUAUAAUUUACAAUAUAUCUUCUAAUCAACAAAGAUCUAAAAGUACUACAGAUUUACUUAAGGAUAUUAAAAAUAUCUCUAAUCGAGUGGGUCACGUUGAAAUAAAUAAUACUCUCACUCUUUUUGUAGAACAGUUAAAUCAAAAAUAUCUAUUAUCACAAGAAGAUAUUAGUGAUCCUAUUAUCGCAAAGACAAAAGAAAGGCCAAGUAGUACUAAACGCAUGAAGACAGACACUGAGCAAGUUACUAAAAAACUAUACGUUUGUAGUAUUUGUAGUGGUGUUGGACACAACUCUCAAAGCUGCCCAAGAAAGGUUCAACUUGAACUAAAUGCAAAUAUGAUUGAUAGUGCAGUUGAUUAG